This is a messenger RNA of Synchytrium microbalum, 3495 nucleotides long. RefSeq lists its product as uncharacterized. The record is from RefSeq and is a predicted model, not a curated record. Gene Ontology annotation, cellular component: membrane. Bases 1 to 3495 code for a protein of 1164 amino acids. The transcript has 14 exons. NCBI's taxonomy places the organism in Eukaryota, Fungi, Chytridiomycota, Chytridiomycetes, Synchytriales, Synchytriaceae.
AUGUCGAUACCGAUUAACGUUCCCCCGGCUUCGAGCUCUUACACGGGCGGAAGCUCUGGGAGAAUCCGUUUAACUAGGAUUGGAGGCUUCCCGAGUCGCGCCAGUCCAUCGCAUCAUGUUUCUUUGCUCGAAGGUAAACUCAAGUCUAAAGCUGCUGCAAAGACAUUCAAGACUCGGCUAGGAACUUCAUUCCAUGAGAGCAUACAUCUAAAUCUGAUCAUUACACCGUUUAUUCAGAUGAGGCUACUCUUGCUACACUUACAUCUUCGCAAAUUCCAAACACUCUCGCAUACUUUCAAGGAGCUUACGCUGUCCAGCUCAUUGUUACGUUCAAGUCGAGCAAACAGAAGCCCUCAUAUCGACUUGGGUGGAUCUCCAGCUGAUCCAAGCGAACUACGACAUCGUGCUUCAAGAAGUAUCGAUGGAUCAACUAUAGAGAAUCGCCGUAGAGAUACUCUGGACAAUGACUCAUCCAUAUCGCUAUACCAGCAACAGCAGCAGCAACGACAGAAACCACCAAAGAUCGACACAUUCGAUCCCCCGAUACUCUUUAGAUCAGAUACGGAGACACCUGCUGAUCUAACACCAGAAGACGACGAACCACUCUCGCCCGAGUCUACGCAUACUACCACUCCCCACUCAAACGCCACUGUACAUAUACCCCAAACAACAACACCAUCAUCAUAUACCAAUUACAGUGCAAUCCAACAACUGACGAGGUCAUUUCAACAACAACAGCAGGCAGAUGCUUCAUCAGCUUCGAAUCGAACAUCACUACUCCCAUUACCAGGAUCUGUACCUAGUGAUUAUACAGAUAUGGACGAAACGGAAAAAUACGACGGCUCGGUGGAUGGUGUUUCAGUAGUAGAAAAUGGUGAUUUACGACGACCACCUGGUGAACUAGGAAUAACCAUUCCUGCUGCUGUAUUAGAUGAACGUACUCCGUUGUUGAGUGCUGGAUCUAGAGCUAGUGCGGAUGUUACUCCGACAGAAUGGUUUUACGAUCAGUUGACCUUCUUGGCAAGUCAUGGGCCUCGAGAUGUCAUGUCGGUAUCUGUGACCGGAUUGAAAUCAAUACCUGCUGUGAUAUUGGGUCUCUUGCUUAAUGUAUUGGAUGCUAUGUCUUAUGGUAUCAUUGUAUUUCCUGCAUCUGAUAUGCGAAUGCCUGCUUCUGCCACGCAUAGUGGUAUCAGCAUGUUUCUGGCAUCAUCAAUAAUUGCACAACUCGUAUAUACAUUUGGUGGAUCAGGAUUCAAGGGAGUGAACGGAAGUAUGAUGAUUGAAGUGAUGCCAUUCCUGCACAUAAUGGUUCGAACUAUUGAAUCCAAAAUCGCACCUGGAGAUGGACAGCAACAUGAGCUCAUGGCCACUAUAAUGGUCGCAUAUGCCAUGUCUACUAUAUGCACUGGUCUCGCCUUCCUCCUGCUUGGUCACUUCAAACUUGGCGCAGUGAUUCAGUUCUUCCCUCGUCACAUCCUAGUAGGAUGCAUUGGUGGAAUAGGUCUAUUUCUCGUCCAAACAGGCGUCGAAGUCACAACCGCCAUCAAACCUUCGUUCGCAUGGGAAUAUAUCAAAGAAAUAUGUAUGCCUUCUGCAUUGAAACUAUGGGGGACUGCAUUCUUGCUAGCGAUGGGUCUCAAACUUGUACAGAAACGAUUCGAUCACCCAUUGUUUGUGCCUGCUUUUUAUAUGUGUGUACCGCUAGCAUUUUAUGCUAUAGUGGCCAUGCUGGGAGUGCCAUUAGAUAAAUUAAGACAUGAUGGAUGGUUGUUUGAUCUACCUGCUGGUGGAGAAGGAUCUUUCUCGACUUUCUGGACGUAUUAUGAUUUCGGGGCUACGAGAUGGGACUGCUUGCCUGACGUAUUGCCCACCAUGCUGGCACUGACAUUCUUUGGUGUUCUUCAUGUUCCAAUCAAUGUCCCUGCUUUGGCCGUCUCGACUCAUCAAGAUGUAGAUACUAAUCGCGAACUCAUUGGCCACGGCAUAUCAAACUUGCUAUCGGGAUUAGCUGGAACAACCCAAAACUAUCUCGUCUACUCAAAUUCAGUGCUCUUCUACCGCAGUGGUGGUAACUCGCGCAUUGCCGAAUUCUUGCUGGUUAUUGGGACUGUUGGUAUAUGGAUUGCUGGAGGAUCAAUAGUGGGAUAUGUUCCAACUGUAGUCGUGGGCAGUCUCAUCUUCCACCUUGGUAUGGAUUUGCUGAAGGAGUCGUUGUGGGAUAGUUAUUGGGUUGGCAUACAUCCGUUAGAGUAUCUGACCAUUGUAUUGAUUGUUGCUACUAUGGGUAUAUUCGGCUUCACUGAAGGAAUUGUUGCCGGCAUCUUGUUUGCUUGUAUUUUUUUCACUGUAAUGUAUGCACGCAAGAGAGUCAUUAGAGCUGAUUACAGUGGAAAGGAGUUGAGAUCUACUGUACAUCGACUCUAUGUACAUCAAAAGUUCCUGGAUAAAGUUGGGGUGCAAAUACGGGUACUGAAAUUGCAAGGAUUUAUCUUCUUUGGAUCUAUCAAUCAGUUAGACGAGCAUCUACGAAGAAUGCUAAGAGGUCGCUCCAAAGUACGAUUUGUAGUCCUAGACUUUGGAUUGAUUUCAGAUAUCGAUUACUCUGCCAUGGAGGCCUUCCUUCGAAUCAAAAGAACGCUUCGAGAAAGGAAUACACAUCUAGUGUUUUGUGGUCUUGGUACUAUAGGAAAGGAAUUGGCUAAUGUCGGAGUUGUUGAUCGUGAUGAUGGUGACUGGGUUCACGUAUUCGGAACACUGAAUGGAGCUCUAGAAUGGUGUGAAAACGUCCUCCUUGCUGCAUACUACAAACGAACAGAACGAGCCAGGAGAGAAUUAUUGCGAAAAGCUCAAGAAUCAAAUACGAUGGCACCUCGAGCUGCUUCGCCUAUACCUGUUGGUGGUGAUCUCCUCAAACGAGCUGACUCUUUCGUGAGCUACUCGUUGGCUCAUGCAUCACCACGACAAGCUGCCGUGUAUGAAGCUGCUGGAGAAGUUGUCUCAGCUGAUCCACAUGUGGGAGCACAUCUAGAGAACGAGAUACAUCCCGUCGCACUCCUCAUCCAAGCAUUCGCUCAAGUGCCAGAAAACUUACAAAUUGCUCUGGAAAGGCUGUCAGUUCAUUUUGAACGAACAGCUGUUGGUCCAGGCACGAUAAUGUGGGAACCGAAUGAUGAGGCCAUGGAGAUAUAUGUGGUUGAAACUGGAGAACUCUUGAUGGAAUAUGUUGAGGUUGAUCGAGGAGAAGCCAAAGUGCUAGAGACUUGCAUUCCAGGAGUAAUGAUUGGAGAAUUAGAAAUGUUUGCUGGACGACCUCGAACAUCGAGACUUGUAUCUGGUGAAACUGGAGCCGUGUUGUGGAUGUUACGGCGUAGCACUUAUGAAGCUGUUUGUGAAGCUGAACCAGCUAUGGCAUUAAGCUUUGUUAAAUUGGCGUUAGGAUUUGAUGGAGUGCGCUACUACAAUGUAGUAUCUCAUGCCUUCCAUGCCAUGGAUUAA